This is a messenger RNA of Cylindrotheca closterium, 969 nucleotides long. Lineage: Eukaryota; Bacillariophyta; Bacillariophyceae; Bacillariales; Bacillariaceae. The record is from the annotation of a GenBank genome assembly.
AUGAAUCUUGCCAAAAGCACGGCGAUACCGCUCGACGUGAGCAAGGGACAAAAGUUUACGCUGGUGGGCCGAAGCCGCGCUGGUGAUGGAACCUCCUUUGGAAUUCCAGAAUUAAAAUGGAUGUUCGAUUGUGGGGCUCUCGUUCAAGGAUGGAAACCCAGACGAAUAUUCAUCACUCACGGCCACAGCGAUCACGUUCAUUUUUUGCCGCACAUGAAAAAUGCCAAUAACCCGCCACCUAUUCACUUGCCAGAAGAAUUGUCACCCCAUGUCCAAGGAUUCUUUCGGGCACAUCAAGCCAUGAGUGACUGCAUGUCAGAAGACGAAAGUCAGAAUGGAGGGAAAUACGAAGAAGAUUACACGUUACAGCCGACAAAAUCUGGAGAACAAAUAGAAUUUUCACAGGGGGGCAACCAGUUCAUUGUCCAUAUCCUCAAGAUGGAGCACCGAGUGCCUUGCAUAGGCUACAGUAUCUUUAAAUUACAAAAGGCUCUCAAGAAAGAAUAUGUUGGAUUGCCAGGAAAAGAAAUAGGGAACCUGCGUAAAAAUGGUGUCGAAGUAAACGAAAUCAAAGAGGAACCUUUCCUAUGUUUCAUGGGGGAUACAACACACGCUGUCUUUGAAAGGCAUCCAGAGAUAUUCCACCACAAACUAGUUGUCGUCGAGUGUUCGUUCAUUGACGAAGGAAGCAUAGAGCGGGCCAAGACGACGAAACACAUGCAUUGGUUCGAUUUGAAACCCUACGUGGAAGCCAAUCCAGAUACCACCUUUGUCCUGAUCCAUUUCAGUUUGAAGUACAGUUCUCUCAAAAUUCGACAGUUCUUUCGCCAAGAACAAGAGACGCUUCCAAAUGUUCAUCCGCUGCUACUAGAAGAAGAAGUCGAGCAGGAAUGGAAGAAGGCCAACCCAUCAGGCGAUGGCGAAUAUCCAAAAUGUAAAAGUCGACUGAGCUUAGGAAAGAUAAGAUAG